AUGUCAAAUAGUCUUUCUCCAAGCAAACAGUCUACAAAAAGUACUCCCUUACAAAUCACCAAAAAGGAUGAUAUGAAGUAGAUAUUUAAAAAUUAGGUAGACAGUCUAAAAAUAAUUAGACAAACUUUAGGAGAAGUUUAACAAUUAAAUAAAGUGAGUCAAUUAAAAUACAAACAAGUAAAAGAAAAUUAUGAGCUACAAUUACCUAAUCUCAAGAAAAUAAGAAAGGAUCUUGAUGUUAUUCAUAAAUCAAUUGUGAAAGUAUUAGUAAUUGAAGAAAGAAUAGAAUAAAUUAAGCAGGUUAGAGAGGAAUAAUCUAAAAUUGAGCAAUAACCAAUACAAUAAAAUAUCUAAGCUUAAAAUAUUUAAGCUGAAGAAAAUAUAUAAUAAAUAUGA
Tetrahymena thermophila SB210 is the source of this 396-nucleotide messenger RNA. RefSeq lists its product as hypothetical. The transcript is spliced from 2 exons. The record is from RefSeq and is a predicted model, not a curated record. NCBI's taxonomy places the organism in Eukaryota, Ciliophora, Oligohymenophorea, Hymenostomatida, Tetrahymenidae.